Staurois parvus is the source of this 340-nucleotide messenger RNA. The record is from the annotation of a GenBank genome assembly. NCBI's taxonomy places the organism in Eukaryota, Metazoa, Chordata, Amphibia, Anura, Ranidae.
AGCCAAAGAUGACGGCUCAGUCAUGUGAUCAGCUGUGUCCAAUCACAGCUGAUCACAUGGGACAUGUACACUGAUCAUCAGGGCACUGCUGAUCAGUGUGCCCUGAUGAUCAGUGUAGCCCCAGCAGUGCCACCUGUCAGUUUCCAUCAGUGCCUCGUGUUAGUGCUCAUCAGUGCCUCGUGCCAGUGCCCAUCAGUGCCACAUCAAUGCCACAUAUCAGUGCCUACCAGUGCACAUCAAUGCCACAUAUCAGUGCCCAUCUGAACUGCCUUUCAGUGUCACCCAUCAGUGCCACCUAUCAAUGCCAAUCAGUGCCACCUAUCAGUGCUGCCAAUCAGUG